AUGGCAAGAUACAAGAACCUAACCUUUACUCUGAUGUAUUUAGUCCAGGCUUGGAUUUUGGGUGUGGACUCCAAGAUGGUCAGUCUCCCUCUGCAUGAUCCAAAAUCCAACUUCUCCUUAGACAUGGCUCCAGACUCUGUUGAUGACUCCUACAAUGGCUGUGAGGAGAAGAUGCUCAGGAAGGUGCAUGACUAUUACCUGCCAAAAGAGAGAGGAGAGAACAAAGAUUUCAACCAGGCUUGGACUGCUGCUGAGGACCAUUACACAAAAAAAGGAAAACUGUCUAAAAACUAUUCCCUGGCAAUCCAGGUGUAUGUGAAUGCAACAUCCAACAUUUACAAGUCAUUCAACGCAGCCACUCGUACCCAAAAGGAGAGAUACACCACAACAUUCCAGUACCACUCCCUGCACUUCCUUCUGACCAAUGCCUUACGAAUCCUGAACAACAAUUUUGGGAAAUGCUUUAUUAGGCAUUUCCAUACCUUCCGAGGAACCAAUGUGACUUUCUUCUCUGACCGAAAAACUACAAUGCGAUUUGGACAGUUCACCUCGAGCUCUUUAGACAAGAAAAUUGCUAAAGGCUUUGGAACUAAAUCCUGUUUUGAGAUCGCUACCUACUUUGGUGCCCCACUGGGGAAGUACUCUCAGCUACCACAUGAGAAAGAAGUACUGAUUCCCCCCUACGAGGUGUUCAAAAUCACCAAGGUGAUGAGGAGAAAAGACCAGAAAGACCUCUGGUGUGACGUCGUCUACAAACUGCAGAGUACUGAGAAAGGAAAGAGUGACCUGAAAUGCCAGAUGAUUAAUAAAACACUCCAAUGAGAAUAAAAUCAAACCAGCAACACAAGUUUUCUGCUUUCAAUCAAAUAUGACAUGCAGAUUUUAUUUUCAACCCCCAGCAUCCCCACCCAUCAUCGCUCCCGCCUACAAAUGCAGGAAAUAUUCAGUAAUAAAAGCAGUACUUUCCCAACUUUCAGAUUGUCAGGCCAGUCCUGUAAUAAAUGCUACACACAUUGUUUGUUAUAUUGUUAAUAUUUCUUCUGCCAGUGAAUUGGCAUUUGUUGUCAUGUGCAUUGCAGCUUUUGUUAAAACCAAUAAAGAAAAGC
This is a messenger RNA of Oncorhynchus mykiss (rainbow trout), 1106 nucleotides long. RefSeq names its product ecto-ADP-ribosyltransferase 5-like. Lineage: Eukaryota; Metazoa; Chordata; Actinopteri; Salmoniformes; Salmonidae. The record is from RefSeq and is a predicted model, not a curated record. Gene Ontology annotation, molecular function: NAD+-protein-arginine ADP-ribosyltransferase activity; NAD+ poly-ADP-ribosyltransferase activity.